Messenger RNA from Seminavis robusta, 1683 nucleotides. Lineage: Eukaryota; Bacillariophyta; Bacillariophyceae; Naviculales; Naviculaceae. The record is from the annotation of a GenBank genome assembly.
AUGGACAGUCGGAUUGCCAUGAAGGUGGUUCAAGAGAGACUGCUGCAAAAUCAAGGAAUCGGGAAUGCAUCCACUCAAAUUGAUUUGGAAUCAUCGGACAUUCCUCAGAAUAAGGCGGCAACUGGUGUUUGCCACGAUCGUUCCUUUGCAUCUGGUCAUCAUCAUCCAGGACGACCUCAGUCAGUGACAGAAAGCACAAUAGACAGCCAAAUUGCUAUAAAGGUGGUGCAAGAGAGAAUCGCCGUACGGAAACAAAUGGAACUAAACGAAAACAGAAGCACAAAUCAUCUGGGAGAGCCUACCGGAAACCAUGGAGCGGAACAAGAAACUGUGCGUUCGCCUGUACCACUUCGCACUCAGCAAUCAGCUCCUGGGGCGGUUCGAGUGGCGGGGAUUGAUGCCAUGGAACGCGAUGAAAAUUAUGACAGUUUCAACACACAACAACAGAACAACGCAUCCAUGCCAUUUGAACCAGAUGAGCCCAUUCAAGCCCACUUGGUAGAGAGCUUGCAACAACAGCAACCAAGACCACCUGAGGAUAGUAAAAUCUUGGUAGAGGCUCAACCAAUGGAACCUGAUCCACCAGCCGAUCCGGUAGCACUAAUCGAUGCAGUCAAAACGAACAAGCGGCUCUCUUGCUCCAUAUUGGCAGUGCUAGCCGGAUUGGUUGGGGGAGCAUUGGCCGUGGGCUUGUCUGUGGGAUUUGCGGCCAAUCGAAAGAACAAUUCCUCGGACGAACGAACACCACUUAUCGAUCCAGUGUUACCGGCCAUGACAAGUGACCUGGAUGAUACUACCAUUGAAACAAUCCGCACCGACCCUCUCAGUCCAGAACAUAAGGCCAACAGAUGGGUCACAUUGGAUCCUCAUUUGCUCUCUUAUCCAGCGGAACGAAUCCAGGUGCGCUUUUUUCUCGCUGCCACUUACUACGCCACAAACGGAGACGAGGAUUGGUAUCGAAAUGAUCUAUGGAUGAACUACUCGGCCAACGAAUGCGACUGGUAUACAUCCCAUCCCACAUCUCCCUGUGAUAAUGAGAAUGGCACCUACGCCAUUCUCAAUCUGACCCACAAUGGAUUGACAGGAACCAUGAUUCGAGAAAUGACACGACAUCUCCGCAUCCUCGACUUGAGUUACAACAAGCUGGCAGGACCCCCUCCUCAAUUCACACUAAAACAUUCCAACAUGCAAGCUGUCUUUCUGAAUGACAAUCAGCUAUCAGGUCGCACCAUGGCAGAGAUUGGCUGGAUUAGCAACGACUUGAAAACGUUGAACUUUGCCAACAAUCUCCUUUCGGGCACACUUCCUGCAGCUGUCGUUCACUCUGCUCCGAAUCUCGAACUUAUUGAUGCGUCCAUGAAUCGGUUCGUGGGGCAUUUGCCAGAUCUUUGGAACAGAACGGAUUUGAAGGUCUUUAAUCUGGCGGACAAUCUGCUUUCCGGGACAGUGCCUUUGUCUCUGUCGUCAUCCACACGAUUAGAAGAACUCAAUCUUGGUGGCAACCGAGGGGUUCUUGGAUCGAUCCCGUCGGAGUUGAGCGAAUUGACAAAUUUGAGGCUGUUGGAUCUAUCCGACACGUCGAUUACAGGAAGUGUCCCGGAGGGACUCUGCGCAAUGUCUAGACAGCAGGGUGGACCGUUGGAUAUUCGUGUGGACUGCGACCAAAUUGAGUGUUGCUCAUAG